AGAGGUACAGAAGGUAAAUAUGUCCGAUAUAGAUAGACCUACUUCUCCCAACGGUGGAACAGGAGCUUCUUCAGCUUUCGCAGUUGCCAGACCUCACGGUGCUAAUGCUGUUCGACGUCGAGCAGCAGCGGCUCCUCGACCUAACUCUGCUAGGGCUGCAGGAGCGGGAGGAUCAAGUAAUACAAUGUUAAAACUUUAUACCGAUUCGGGCGAUGCUGGAUUGAAAGUCGAUCCAUUCGUCGUUAUCGUCCUCUCACUCUCUUUCAUAGCAUCCAUCUUUUUCCUCCAUAUAGCCGCAAAAGUCGUGAGGGCCAUUACCAAGUGAUUCAUCUCACCCUCCUCCCCUCCUCCCCUCCUCCCCUCCUCGCGGAGACUAUAGGGUGUCCCUGCAUGCUGCAUAUUGCUUUCAAGGCAACUGCUUUCGAGAGUGGUCGUGGAGAAUAUCAUUCCACAAAGCGACGCAAGGAACAAAAAUGGGGAUAUCGAGGAAAAUAUGAUGCAUUGUGUACAACAUCG
Molecule: messenger RNA, 516 nt
Organism: Tremella mesenterica DSM 1558
Lineage: Eukaryota; Fungi; Basidiomycota; Tremellomycetes; Tremellales; Tremellaceae
Exons: 4
Coding region: 20-325 (101 amino acids)
Biological process (GO): intracellular protein transport
Cellular component (GO): Sec61 translocon complex
Source: RefSeq, a predicted model, not a curated record